This is a messenger RNA of Hemibagrus wyckioides, 4046 nucleotides long. RefSeq names its product nucleotide-binding oligomerization domain containing 2 (gene nod2). Gene Ontology annotation, biological process: regulation of apoptotic process. The transcript is spliced from 11 exons. Gene Ontology annotation, molecular function: protein binding. Bases 876 to 3827 code for a protein of 983 amino acids. The record is from RefSeq and is a predicted model, not a curated record. Lineage: Eukaryota; Metazoa; Chordata; Actinopteri; Siluriformes; Bagridae.
CCCAAUUUACGCAGAGUACCCGUUUAUUCAGGGCUUAUUUCGUUUUUUAACGAAUAAAGUAAAUAUAGGCGUUUGGGAAAUAAAUAGCCCACAAAUCGGGCUGGCUUACUUAUAAUGCCGUGGAAUAAGGAAGAGCUCUUAGAGGAGAUUUCGCCCUUUUUUGGAGAAAGUAAUCGCCGGACAAACCGCCCGAGUUCACUGACCACCAGCCAGACUUUGUGAGCAGACCAGACUACAUUUAAGGAGGUUUCUAGGCUACCAUUGCUAUCUGUGGUCAAACUAUUAGAUCAUUAUAGUUUGGACUUGUCCGUUGUACGGCUUUAUACAUGGAGUUGAAGUGUUAAUUAGACUGUAUAUAUUUUUUCUUUUGGAACAACCCAACCAAUUUUCAAUUAAAAGGAAGACUUAUUUUCUUUGAUGACAUGGAGGUGAUUAUCUUCUGAGUGGCUCUUGUCAUGGAGGUAAGGAAGCUGUGAGAUGCUUUAUUUGUGGUUCAUGAUGAAAUAGACUUCUUUAGGACCAUGCAUUUUUCUCCGGAUACCUUUUUCAUCUGCCAUCAAAUGUAGGACUGUUACUUCUUGCAGUUAUGGACAUAGUUCCGUACUUCCCAGUCUGCACAUGGAGCUGAAGAAUCAUCUUUAUGUUUAAAUCUUUUUAUUUUUGACUAACUUUGACCUUGGCCUUGAAACUUUGUAUAUCUGCGUCAAAUAAGGAGCUAGGGUUGCGUAAUAUUGUUACACUGACGGUUACACUCCAAACGUCAUAGAAGGCUGCAAUGAAUAUUUUCGAGUCAUCCCAUCAGAAGAUGUAUUGUGCAGUCCUAGAAACUACCCCAUACUUCUGAAAUCCGCAUAUGCAACGUGUUAAGCUGAAUCAUGUGUGCACAGCAACUGGUGCUAAGGCAGAGAACAGAACUGUUGGGGGCACUGUGCUGUGGUGGCACCGCAGAACCUUUGGAUUGUGUGCUUGACCUGCUGCUGUCCUGGGACGUCCUCAUUUGGGAAGACUACCACAAUGUCCAGAGUAUCAGUAAGCCCCUUUGCUCCAGAACCAGAGAUCUUCUGGACUUGGUGUACACCAAAGGAGAGGAGUCUUGCAGUUUGCUACUGGCGGCUUUUGAUCAAGUCUUACCUGAGGCCCAGAAAGCCGGACUUUGCUUUGGGAAAGCUCAUUCAAAGCCAAGGGACAUCAAGAAGACUCCAACGAGCGCCAGUGAGGCUUUGUUGAUUGACAGACCAGCGUUGGUAAAGAAGAUUCGGGACCAUCUUGAUGGGGUGUUGGAUGCUCUGGUGGAAGCUGGUUGCUUUACUUCACAAGACUUUGAUGAAGUUCUGUUACCCGUGUACACAAGCUCACAGAAGGUUAGGAAGCUGUUAGACCAAGUAAGGUUCCGAGGCGAGGGUGCUGCCAAGACAUUACUUCAGUAUCUACAGCACAUAGACAGCAAGCCACAGAAUGUGAAAGAGGAAAGGCAACUCUGGAAGGAAUGCUUUGAUUACCAGACGAAGCUUCGCGGCUCUGUUAAACUCCAGUCACAAUCUCUCAGCACAUAUGUUGUAACAGGAAGAUUUUCUUUAGAGAAUAUCUAUACUGAUGGCCUUCUUGAAGUGGUGCAAAAAGACAGAGAGGUUACGGCUCUGGGGCUGCAGGAUGUGCUGGGUCUGCUUGGGACUAUUAAUGAGGAAGCAGAUACAAUACUUGUUUCUGGCGAAGCCGGUACUGGUAAGAGUACCUUGCUGCAGAGGCUCCAUCUACUGUGGGCUCAAGGUACCUUGUCGACAGACAUACUCUUGCUGUUCCCUUUCAGCUGCCGUAAACUGAAUGCUGAACAGAGGAUACUCUCGUUAAAGGAACUCCUGUUCCUGCACUGCUGUUGGCCGGACCGGGGUCAAGAUGAAAUUUUCCAGUUUAUUCUUGACCACCCUCACCAUGUCCUUUUCACCUUUGAUGGGCUUGAUGAGUUUAGGCAGAGCUUCACAGAUGAAGAGCGCCAUUGCUGCCCCACACAGCAAGCACCAGUACACAUUUUGCUUUUCAACUUGCUUCAGGGUACCUUAAUGAAAGGUGUGAGGAAGGUCAUAACCAGCAGGCCCCAUGCAGUGAGUCCAUCUCUGAAGCAGUAUCUUCGCAAGGAAGUCCUGGUCAAGGGUUUCUCUCCUGUGGGAAUCGACCAAUUUGUAAGGAAACACCACAAUGACACCAACAUAGCUACUCGGGUUGUAGAAGCCCUCAAAGCUAACACAGCCCUACUUGGGCUCUGCCAUAUUCCUGUCUUCUGCUGGAUUAUAUCAAAGUGUUACAAAGAGUUGCUGGGAUGUGGGGAGGGCAGCCCUCAGACAGUCACUGAUGUGUAUCUCAUGGUUCUGAAGCAUUUCCUCCAGAAGCAGGUGCCUCAGCAACACAGGACUUUGGGACAGAUAUGGCUACAGCAACAUAUAGAGAUGGUGAGAAGACUAGGACAGUUGGCACUGGAGGGUUUGGAGACUUCCUGUUACUUAUUCACAGAGUCAGACUUGCAGAAAUGUAGUAUCACAAAGCAGGACAUCGAUCUGGGAUUUCUUAUACAAUGUAAGGACUUCUCAGACCAUACUGACUGCAAACACUAUGAGUUCCUGCAUAUCACCAUGCAGUGCUUUUUUGCUGCUCUCUAUAUUGUUCUCAACAAAAACGGCAACUACUCUGUCAUCUUAAAUCUCUUCCAGUCUCAGAGCAAGCAGCCAGCACUUUUUAAUCACACAACCUGUUUAGUACAUUGCAUGAAACCUGUAGUUGAUGACUACAGUGUAGCAGAGACCCCAAAUCUGCAAAUCAUUUCAGAGUUUGUUGCAGGACUUCUGUCCCAGCGCUGUCGCAAUCUGCUUGUACAGUCCUGUCCGGCUACCUUGCUCGAGAAGAAGUCCAAGCAAGUCAUGAAAUGUUUGUCCAAGGGGUUACAGAAACAUUUCAAAUCAAUUCCGCCACCGGUGAAGGGUGAAAAGAAGAGCAUGCAUGCCAUGCCGAGUUUUGUUUGGCUCAUUAAGUGCAUCUAUGAGAUGCAGGAGAGUGAGAUUGCUAAGGAUGCAGUGGCCAAACUAGAAGUCGAGCACUUCAAGUUAAUAUACUGUAAUAUUGGGCCAGUGGAAUGCACUGCUCUGGCUUACGUACUCAGGUACCUACAGAAUCCUGUCGGAAUACAGCUGGACUUUAACGCCGUGGGGGAUGUGGGACUGGAACAACUCCUGCCAUGUCUUCAUAUCUGUCACUCCCUCUACUUGAGGAACAAUAACAUAUCAGAUGAAGGAAUACGCAAACUUGUUGAGAAGGCAGUGCACUGGGAAUGCUUCAAGAAACUAGCGCUGUUCAACAACAAUCUAACAGAUGACUGCACGAAGUAUUUUGCACAGCUGCUUAAGACAAAGAAUAACUUCCUUGCACUAAGACUUGGAAACAAUAGCAUCACAUCACAGGGGGCUGAGCAGCUGGCAGAAGGGCUGAGGUGCAACACGUCACUGAAGUAUCUCGGGUUAUGGGGAAAUAAGAUCAGAGACAAAGGCGCUGAGGCUUUAGCCAACGCUCUGAAAGAGAGCACUUCGCUGAUAUGGUUAAGCCUGGCGGAUAACGGAGUAGGAAGCGCAGGAGCAUGUGCCUUAGCAGAGCUUGUCAAGAGAAGCACAACACUUGAGGAGCUCUGGCUGAACCAAAACCACGUCAGCAGGGACGGGGUGGAGCAUCUAAUCGAGGCUUUGAAAGUCAACGCUACUAUUAAGGAAGUGUGGUUGAGAGGAAACAGCCUGAGCGCAGAGGAGGUGAAGGAAUUUAGUGAGCAAGAAAGCAGACUGAUCUUCUGAGGGCGAAAGGAAAGCAUUAUUACUCAAAUACUGUGAUUUGUGUGCUGUUUAGCUGUUUCAUUAAAAAUGAUUUCUAUUUAUGUAAUAUAAAAAGCAUGUAUUACACCAUUCAAAAAAAAAAAAGCAUUACCCCACCUCAGGAAGGUUUCCUUUUUUUUUUUUUUUCAAUUUACUUUUAAUUCUUAAAUGAUUAAUGGGGUUGAAAGUAAUAUAUAUUUU